This is a messenger RNA of Dunckerocampus dactyliophorus (ringed pipefish), 5280 nucleotides long. RefSeq names its product phospholipase A and acyltransferase 1 (gene plaat1). Gene Ontology annotation, biological process: N-acylphosphatidylethanolamine metabolic process. Gene Ontology annotation, cellular component: cytoplasm. Lineage: Eukaryota; Metazoa; Chordata; Actinopteri; Syngnathiformes; Syngnathidae. The transcript has 6 exons. The record is from RefSeq and is a predicted model, not a curated record. Gene Ontology annotation, molecular function: glycerophospholipid phospholipase A1 activity; A2-type glycerophospholipase activity. The coding region runs from base 2891 to 3454 and encodes 187 amino acids.
AUCACGUCCGUUUGCCAUCGUCAGUCACGGGCUGGAGAAGAUGGGGGGCAAACAAGCGUCGUCGUAGCGAGACGUCAGGUGAAACCGGAGCGAAAAUGCCACAUACAUGCGCUGUUCUCGCAUGUGGGAAUCGUUCGAAUAGGAACUACGGGAAAAGUUACUACAGGGUUCCUAAAAUAAUCUAUCACAAAGGGAAAAAAGUUGAAGAAACAACCCAAAAACGCAGAGAUAGGUGGCUACUGAACCUGUCGCUCUCGUCGAGCGGAGCCGAGUCUGUACACGCUCGAGUUUGCAGUGACCACUUUGUGAAAGGGAAACCCAGUGCGUUAUAUGACGUGGAAAAUGAAGACUGGGCUCCGACGCAAAACCUCGGACGCAAGAAAGUGAAAGAAAAGGCAACGCCACCCAAGCCGAGGAGUAAGCGCACUGAGCUCCGUGAGGAGAAACGCAGGCGCACUGAAGGCGCGGAGGCUCUGCUCGUGCUGCGCAAUCAGUCCGAACCGGAAGCUGCAGACGUGGUGGAGAGCAUCCUAGAUCAAGAUGAAGAUCCAGAAGAAAGCCGAGGUGCGGACAAUGCGAGCAGGGGUUGCCAGACGCAUCUGACCAUGGCUGAAAUCGAAAGGAUGGAAGACGGACUGAAGGACAUGGCCAUCCAGUUGAUAGCGCUCAGAAAGAACACCUUAGAUGCACACUUCACGCAAGAGGCCUUUGAGGAAAAUGCAGACAAAACCAAGAGCGACGCGGGGUUUCCGAAUUUUUUCGACUUAAUGCAAAUGUUUGAGGAAAAAUUAUUGUAGUAUUUUUACACUAAAUGGCCAAAAACCUAAUAAAACAAUCCAGUUUAUUUCUAUAUAUAUAUAUAUUUAAUCAUUUAAUAGCUUUUUAUUGCCCUGUAGAAUUCUAUACCAGGGGUGUCCAGAGCGCGGCCCGAGGGCCAUUUGCGGCCCGCAGCUGUUUUUUUAUUGGCUCGCGGCGCAUUCUAAAAAUAUAGUUGAACAGGAAAACUUUUAAAAAAACAGCAAAGGUUAUUUUAGAAGAAUAAAGUCAAAAUAUUAAGAGAAAAAAUGUGUACUUUCAUGUGACAAAGAAUAAUGUAGUAUUAUGAGGAAAAAUAAUGUUUUAGUAUCACAAGGCUGAAAUAUUUAGGCGUAACAUUAGGAGAAAAAUAUAAAACAAAACGCACUUGGAAUUUUGGGAAUUAGGUUGGCGAAAGUUAUAACAUUAUGGGAAUAAAGUCCAAAUAUCGUUAUUCAUAUCAAAUUACGAAAAGAACAUUUACAAGCAUAAAGUUGAAAUACUUGGAAAAUUUGAAGAAACAACAACAAACAUUGACAGCUGUAAUUUUACAAGAAUAAAGUCAAAAUAUGAAGAGAAAAAAAGUUGUGAUUUUAUGGGAAUUAACUCGUAAUAUUAUGAGGAAAAAUAAUUUCAUAUUAGUAGCAUAGAGUUGAAAUAUUAAAGAAAAAACGUGUUUGUUUUUUUUAAGUUUGUAAUAUUAUGAGAAACAAACAACAAAAUAAAGUUGUCAUUUUUGGAAAAAUAGGUUUGGGAAUAAAGUCAUAAUUACAAGUGGAGAGUUGAAAUAGUUCCAAAAAAACAUCAGAAAUGGAAAAAAACAGCUGUCAUUUUAUGGGACUAAAGUCAAAAUAUUAAGAGAAAAAAGUCAUAUUCCAACGAGAAAACAACUGCAAUUUUACCAGAAUAAACUCAGAAUAUUAGGAGGAAAAAGAAUUUGGAAUAGAGUUGAAAUAUGACCGAAAAAAUAUGAUUGUUUGUUGUUGUUCUUUUCUUUGUUCUUUUCUUUUUUUUUAGGCUUGGGAAAUGUUCUACUAUAACGGGUCCAAAUGUCAAGACCAAAAUGUACAUGAAGAAAGAAGCAGUUAGAAAAUUAAAAAAACAGCUACAGAAAGUCAUUUUAUGAGAAUAAAGUCAAAAUAUUACUCUGAAAAAGUCACAAUUUUAUGAGUAUAAACUCUUAUUAUGAGAAAAAAUAUCAUUUUAGUAGCAUAGAAAUUUUUUUUGUAAAAGUCCUAAUAUGAAAAACAUGAAAAGCAUUCAAAAUCAAUCAUUUCAAAUAAUAAUACAUUUUUUGGAGAAUUAGGUUGUGGUAAAAUGUAUAAAGUUAUGAGAAUAAAGUCACAAUAUUAUGGAAAUAAAGUCUAAAUUAGCAGAAGAAGAAAGUUGAAAACAACUACAGAAAGUGAAAAAAACAGCUAAUUUUAUGAGAAUAAAGUGAUAAUGUGAAGAGGAAGAAGCUGCAAUGUCAUAAGAAUAAACCCGUAAUAUUAUGAGGACACAUGAUGUCAUUUGUGUUGUUACAUGAUGAGAAACCAAGCAAACAAAAUGAAGUUCCUGCAAAUGAGCUUGGAGAGAAAAGUAUGAUGCAUGUUGCAGCACACCACGUACAUAUUGGCCUGUUUGUUUGCAAGUGCACGAGAGGGUCUGAUUUCUUCAAACAAACUACUGGACUGUAAGUGGAACACGUGGAGAAUGUGGAACACGUGGAACGUGUCAACCAGUGGUUCACCGCAACAUGUCAUGUGGAAAAGGAUAACGGGAUGCGUCGUCCACUUAGUUUGUAUCGCCACAAUCGUCCAAAGGGGACAGCGCGCGAGAGGAAACGCCUCUUUCUGCUGCGCGUGCGCGUGUGUGAGACCUGAGAGAAAACCGCAGACCGACGCAUCACCGCGACCGCCAGCUUCGACUUCGGCUUGAACUUCAGCUUGUCAACAGAAACGUGGACUUCAUCUCCUCCGUCCUCUCUGCUGCCGCUGCUGCUUUUGGACAACUAUUGAUUUUUUAUGGUUAGACGUGGACUUAUGAUGGAGAACUAAAAUGGUGAGGAAGAAAAAACUGCUGGUGAUUGAAAGCUGUGGCAGCAUGUUGUGGGAUGGAUAAUCGACAGCAAAGAUCCAGUAUGGCCUCCGGUGACCCCGACCUUGCCGACUCCCCCGGCGACCCCCAGCCCGGUGACCUCAUUGAGAUAUUCCGACCGGCCUAUCAGCACUGGGCGCUCUACUUGGGCGACGGUUACAUCAUCAACCUGACCCCCGUCGAUGAGAGCCAGGCCGCCGCCAUGUCCAGCGUGAAGUCCGUGUUCAGCAGGAAGGCGGUGGUGCGCAUGCAGCUGCUGAAGGAGGUGGUGGGCGGCGACUCGUACCGCGUCAACAACAAGUACGACCACAACCACACGCCGCUGCCCGUCUGCGAGAUCAUCCAGCGAGCGCAAGGCCUGAUCGGCCAGGAGGUGUCGUACGACCUGCUGGGGAGUAACUGCGAGCAUUUUGUCACCCUGCUGCGCUACGGCGAGGGAGUGUCUGAGCAGGUGUCCUCCGUCCGCCGUCAUCGCCACUCACUCCGCACGCACACGCCAUAUGGACACAAGUAUUGGGACACGUCCGGCGGUCGCUUUCUGUGCCACCCCUCGCUGGCUUCGAUCAGGGGUGGCCAAUGACAAGAGUACGGUGUGGGGGCCACACUGAAAAUAACCAAAUCAGACAUUUCGAGAAUAAAGUCGUAAAUGUACAACUUUAGACUUUUUUCUCCUGAACGUACGACUGAAGAAUGAAGUUUUACGUUUACGAUUUUACACGCUGAAAAAAAUAUCUCAGAUUUUGAGAGUAAAGUUGUGAAGUUAUGACAAAAAAGUCAUACAUUGACGAGAAUAAAGUCGUACAUUUACCUGAAAACAACGUAAAUUUACGAGAAUAAAGAUUUACAACUUUAUUCUCAUAAAGGUAUUAUUUUUUUCUCGUAAACGUACAGCUUAAGAACAACGCUGUAAGUUUCCAAUUUUACACAUAGAAAAAAAAGAUUUUGAGAAUAAAGUUGUAAAUUUCUGACAAAAAAAGUCGUAAAUUUACAAGAAUAAAGUCGUAAAUUUACCUGAAAAAAAUUGUAAAUUUACGAGAAAAAAAGUCGUAGAUUUCCGAGAAUAAAGUCGUACAUUUACGAGAAAAAAGUCAUAAAUGCACAACUUUGUUCUCAUAAAUGUACGAUUUAAGAAUAAAGUUGUAAAUUUCUGAUUUUACACAUUAAAAAAAAUCUGGCAUUUUGAGAAUAAAGUUGUAAAUUUAUGACAAAAAAGUUGUCAAUUUAUCAGAAAAAAACAGUUGUAAAUUUACUAGAAAAAAGGCCUAGAUUAACAAGAAUAAAGUCGUACAUUUACAGGAAAGGAAGUAAUACAUUUACUUGAAUUAAGUCCUACAUUUACGACCUUACACGUUGAAAAAAAAAAUCUGAGAUUUCAACAAUAAAGUCAUAAAUUUAUGAGAAAAAAGUAAUAAAUUUACUGGAAUGAGGCAUACUAUUCCAUCAAUAUUAUUCUCAAAAGCUCAGAUUUCUUUUCCCAAUGUGGCCCUGAUACGUCUAAAAAUAUCAUUUAACAUGAAAAUUGCAAACAAUUGAAAAAUCAGCAGUAAUUUCAGAAGAAUAAAGUCACAAUAUUAAGAGAAAAAAGUUGCACUCUAACAAGAAAAAGUCAUCAUUUUAGGAAAAUAACGCCGUAAUAUCAUGAGAAAAGAGAACAUCAUUUUAGUGGCAUAAAGUGGAAAUAUUGAAGAGAAGCUACUUUUUUAAAAAGGUUGUGAUAUUAUGCGAAACAAACAAAACAAAAUACAAUUUUAAAAGUUCUAAAGAUAUAAUAUAAUGCGAACAAAGUCAGAAGUUUUUUGGGGAAAAACAUCAGAAUAUUGCAAGAAAAAAAUGACAAGAAGAGAGUUGAAACAGUUGAAGAAAUGGAAAAAAAAUAGCUGUAAUUUUACGAGAAUAAAGUCAAACUAUUAAAAGAAAAUUGUUUUAUUGGAACCAGAAAAAAAGUCACAGUUUUACAAAAAUAAACUUGUAAUAUUAUGACAUUAAGUUGAAAUAUUUUUAAAAAUAUCUAUUUUAUAUUAUGAGAUAUGAGAAAAAAAGAAAACAUUUUUGGAAAAUUAGCUUGGGGAAAAAAGUUGUAAUAUGACGGGAAUAAAAGGUAUAAUAUGACCAAAACAACAUGUAUGAUAAUCAUUCACAUUUGUGAUGAAAUAAACAAACAAACAAGCAUUUUAAGGCGAUGAUUGAUGGAUUGAUGAAUUUAUGAAUGAAUGAAGAGGUGUGGCCCAAUAGCGUAAUAAACGUGCUCAUGGAAAUCACGUGUCCAGGCUGUGUAACUGACAAGUAUGAAGGCUUUGUUAAAGUGCCUGCACUUUUCUUGCUCUGUGAUUUCCCUUCAGUUUAUUUGUAUUUUCUAUUCUUAUUUGAUUUGAUUAGAAUUACAUCAUUGACGAUGCCUCCUUUUAU